AGUUGCCAUUCGUGAAAAGUAAAAUGAAGGCAUAAGACGCUUCAUCAUCUCGUCACCAUUGCAUCACGUUUCACAUUUUAUUCACAUAGUUUAGAAGAAAGAAAAAAAACCUUUUCACUCCAUCCACAAAAAUAGAAACAGUUUUCUUUGUUAUUUUUAAUUUGUGACAGUGAAGUAAUUUAUUUUCAAAUAAAUUUUGAAAAUUUUCGGAAUUCGAGUAAAGACAGUUUUCUUGACACAACACAUUCCUUUGUGUAUAUUGCAACCGUAAGCAUAAUCAGAGAAAAUACCGUUUAAAGGUCACGAGAAAUGGCAUCUCCAUCGAUUGCAUCGUAUUUUAACGUUCGGAAAAGAGCCGCUGCCGACGAUAUUGUGAAUGCCAGAAAUAAAAUAAGUCGUUUGGAAUCGACGAAUGAAUCGUCGAAUCGUGCUCAGGCGUUGGUGGAACGGGCGAUUUUGGCCAAAAAUAAAUUAGUUGAUGCUGAUGCAUUUGGUACAAGCCCAAGCACUACCACAGUGAACAAUGCAAAAGUAGUGGAAUCGGCACCAGUUCAGGCCAAACCAACCAUUGAAAAGCGUACCACACGACGCACUGCCAAGCGCACAGCAUCGGCCAUCUCAACGAAUGCCGCGAGCAAAGAGCCACUGAAGCAGCAGAAAAUUGUGAAAUUCACAUUGGGCGGAUCACUAUCGCCGCGCAAGAAAUCCACCAGUUCACCAGCUAAAGCAUUCCAAUCGAUCGAACGGAAUGCCAGCACCGAACGUACGACACCAACAAAACAAUCAAAGACUGAUGAAUCGAAACCAUCAACAUCGGACACAAACAAAGCCAGCAUUGUUAACAAGAAUUUGACCAAUGUACGAAAGGAAUUGUCAUUUGAGGAGAUAAAAUCGAAAAUUGGACGCAGCUCACGUCUUGAUGAUCUGAAGGCCCUAUUGAAUAAACGACAACAGCUUGACGAACAACUGCAAGCUUGUAUCAACAAACGCAACGCCAAGCAAAAGGCAAACAACUCACCAGCCAAACUGGGCGGGCAGAGUCUCAAGGAAUUUGACACAAUUGAACUAGAAGUUUUAUCAAGUCCACAGAAGGGUCUUCGAACACCGACCAAAACUCCCGUUAAGACUCUACGCAAAGAGCUAGGCAGCGCUGAAAAGCAUCCAGUCGCUCACGAUGAUUUGAUGUCACCGAAAAAGGCUGCUACACCACGUCGUCUCUUCAGCCCAACGAAAUCGAACGCUGUGCCAGCGUAUCAACGUUUUGCAAACUUAGCAAGCGAUGCAGUCAGCACAUCAUUGCAAUUGCCAUACAAAUACCGUAGCCUACUGGAAACAUUCCGUUGUGUCGAUUCGAUUUGUGCCAUGUUUUAUAAUCGCAAGGAAACGAUUACAUUCAAAAAGCUGAAGCCAGCCGUACAGCGUAUGAUGCGUAAAAAUCUGAUGGAGAAUCAUUUGGCACAAAUCAAGUAUUUGGAUCCAGAUGCGUACAUGUUCGAGCAACGUAAAAUGUUGAACCCGGGCUCGCACACCAAAUACGAUUACUACCAAUUGGUUAUCACACCGAACGUACAAUCAUUGCCAGCUAACUACGGAACCAACGAUGAGAUUGGUAUACAGAAACUCGAUGACGAUAACAUCGUUCGCAAAGCCGACACCAAGACAAUGAAUCCACAGAUAAUGAUCGCACGUUAUCAACGAUUCCAGCGAAUUCUUUUGGAUCGUGUAAAGCAUGAGCACGAUGUAUUCCUGCGCAGUCUGCAACCACCCAUCCAUAUACCAAAAGAAAACAUCCGUCGUUGGCACGCCGAAUUCGAUUUGGAGGCUUGCCCCGAAAUAUUGCCGGGAGAAAUACCGCAACCACCAAACAUUGAGAAAUUCUCAUCAGCCAAAGACAUUUUAUCAACGGCACGGAAUCUGUUCAAUUGUGCCACACCGACGGAACGGAUGAUGGAACGGUAUGAAGCCAACCAAAUUGCGAACAAAACACCAGACACUCCAUUGACGACCGAACUAAGUGUGGCCAGCACACCGACAACGAGUACGGUCACAUUUACAGCGUCGACGCCGGCCACCGAUCCCGUCGCCAAAGUACUGAAAGGUGUACCAAAAUCACUGCUGGAGAAAAUCCGCGCAAAACAAGCGGCCAAACAACUCGACGCAAUGACACGACGACCAUCACAAGAUGCCGAAGCCAGCAAAUACGCUCGACUGCCCGAGCUAGCGCGUUACAUUCGCAACAUUUUCGUGACGGAAAACAAAGGCGUUUUGGAAAUGGACAAAGUUAUAGCGAAACUUGAGAAUAGCUUCCGUGAGAAGAUGACCCGCGACAAUCUGCGCGAAUUGCUUGAAUUAAUGUCGAAAGAAGCACCACGCAAUUGGCUUACCUUCCAUUUCAUUCGUAAGACUGAUUUCAUUAAAAUCAAUCGUCAUGAGAAUUUGGCCGAAGUUAUUAAGGAUUUGGAGCGCAAAGCACAGCAAAAAGCUGAAUAAGCAAGCCACCACGAACAGUGUUUAUUCGACUGAUAAUACCAUACCAAAAUGAGGAAAUGAAAACAAAGAAUAGAGAAUUAGCUUUUAUUUAAAAGAAAAUUUAUAAGAUUUAGGACCAAUUUUUCAAUUGUUUUUUUUCCCUUUAAAGUUUGAAUACCGAUUGAUUAUUUUGAAUGUGUUUUUUUUAAAUUUCCCUUUAACCAGGUUAGGUGUGCAUUUUCAUUUUCUUAAAGAAUAUUUUUUCAAUAUUAUUUGUUGACAUGCCACUAUCUCAAAAUAACCAUGAAAGCACGACAAUAAACCCAAUUUCUUUUGCAAUUUUAACUGUGUGCAUUUUCAUGAUUUUAAUUUUUUUUAUUUCCGUUUGUGAAAAAAUGAAACAUUUUGAGUUGCAAUUGUAAACAUUUGUUACUUUAAUCUAAUACUUUCGAAAAAUUGGCGUAAGCCUGUGACACUCAGGGGAAUUUUUAAUUUCUUUCGUUUUCUUAAAUUUUUUAGUAAACAAUGUGUUGUAAUCAACAAAAAGCGAAA
Molecule: messenger RNA, 3021 nt
Organism: Sitodiplosis mosellana (orange wheat blossom midge)
Lineage: Eukaryota; Metazoa; Arthropoda; Insecta; Diptera; Cecidomyiidae
Gene: dup
Product: DNA replication factor Cdt1
Exons: 2
Coding region: 310-2490 (726 amino acids)
Biological process (GO): mitotic cell cycle; DNA replication preinitiation complex assembly; regulation of DNA-templated DNA replication initiation
Cellular component (GO): nucleus
Molecular function (GO): DNA binding; DNA polymerase binding
Source: RefSeq, a predicted model, not a curated record